This is a messenger RNA of Cucurbita pepo subsp. pepo (vegetable marrow), 1147 nucleotides long. RefSeq names its product serine acetyltransferase 1;1 (gene SERAT1;1). Lineage: Eukaryota; Viridiplantae; Streptophyta; Magnoliopsida; Cucurbitales; Cucurbitaceae. Gene Ontology annotation, molecular function: L-serine O-acetyltransferase activity. The record is from RefSeq and is a predicted model, not a curated record. Gene Ontology annotation, cellular component: cytoplasm.
UGAUUUAUCUGUUGUUUGUAUCGUCGUCGUUUUUAGUUCACUCACUGCACCUCCUAAAGCCGGCUAUGCCAGUCGGCAAGCUUCGAUUUUCGUGUCAGUCUCCGGCGACGGCGAUGGAGCCUACUGCGAACGACGACGAGACGUGGCUGUGGGCGCAGAUUAAAGCCGAGGCGCGACGAGACGCUGAGUCAGAACCGGCGUUGGCGAGCUAUCUUUACUCGACGAUUUUGUCACAUUCAUCGCUUGAGAGAUCGCUUUCGUUUCAUUUAGGGAACAAACUUUGCUCCUCUACUCUUCUUUCCACUCUUCUUUAUGAUCUUUUCCUCAACGCUUUCUCCACUGAUCCCACUCUACGAUCCGCCGCCAUUGCGGAUCUGCGAGCGACUCGAGAACGUGAUCCGGCAUGCGUUUCCUUCUCACACUGCCUCCUUAAUUACAAAGGAUUCUUGUCGUGCCAGGCUCAUCGUGUGGCUCACAAGCUGUGGACUCAAUCACGCAGGCCGCUAGCUCUGGCACUUCAAUCUCGCAUCUCCGAUGUCUUCGCCAUCGACAUUCACCCAGCAGCAAGGAUUGGGAAAGGCAUUAUGUUGGAUCACGCCACCGGGCUAGUAGUAGGUGAGACUGCAGUGAUAGGCAACAACGUAUCAAUUCUUCACCAUGUCACUCUUGGAGGGACAGGAAAGAUGUGUGGAGACAGGCACCCAAAGAUCGGCGACGGGGUUUUGAUCGGCGCUGGAGCCACAAUUCUGGGCAAUGUGAAGAUCGGAGAAGGAGCUAAGAUCGGCGCGGGAUCAGUGGUGCUCAUUGACGUGCCACCACGGACGACUGCGGUGGGCAAUCCAGCACGGCUGGUGGGAGGGAAGGAGAAGCCAUCGCAGCUGGAGGACAUCCCUGGAGAGUCGAUGGACCAUACGUCGUUCAUCUCGGAAUGGUCAGAUUACAUAAUUUGAUAGUACUUUAUAGCAUGAGUGAUAUGCAUUUGCACCUCUCUGGCAUUUUCAUGGCUGUAGCAGCCAUUAGAACAGGAUACAUCGACCUAGCUUUAUGGUUUCCCUUUUCGUUUAUUUCACACUCUUUUGCCACUGUGCUUCUUAAUCAGUCUCUUGAGUUUUGGCAAAUAAAUCAAAUGCUAAUUAGCUUCAAACUA